Messenger RNA from Manihot esculenta (cassava), 2243 nucleotides. RefSeq names its product VIN3-like protein 3. Gene Ontology annotation, biological process: vernalization response; epigenetic regulation of gene expression. The transcript has 4 exons. The record is from RefSeq and is a predicted model, not a curated record. The coding region runs from base 242 to 2110 and encodes 622 amino acids. Lineage: Eukaryota; Viridiplantae; Streptophyta; Magnoliopsida; Malpighiales; Euphorbiaceae.
GAGAGAGAGAGAGAGAGAGAGAGUGAGAGAGGAAAGGAAACCAAGAUUUCCUCCCUCACUACACUAAGCCGCUUCAGACUCAAGAGUCCCAUAUGCAUUCCACAUCCAAAUCUUCACAUCAUGCGCAUUAUCACUUUUUUUAUUGCAUAACCAUUCUCUCUGCGAAUAAGAUUCCUCCUCCUUGUUAACUGGUUUUGCUUUCGUUUUAGUUUUGGUUUUGGUUUUUCUUAUUGUUUCUGUCAUGAGCAAACCAAAGAAGAAUGGGCCAUUAGGCUUGACUUCAGGAGGGCUCUCAGGCUUUGCUCUUGAUCCAGCACAAUGCAGUCUAUUAAGCAUGGAAGAGAAAAGAGAACUCAUUCGAGAGAUUGCCCAAUGGUCAAAAGAGGCCCCAGAGAUUCUUAGUUCAUUCACCCGCAGGGAGCUUCUUGAAAUUAUCUGUGCAGAGAUGGGUAAAGAGAGAAAAUACUCUGGAUAUACUAAACUUCGAAUGAUAGAACACCUUCUAAAGUUAGUCUCACAAAAAUCUAAGAGGGGCAAUAGUAAUGAUAUUAUUGCCUCGUCUCCUGCCAAACCACAGACUGGAUUCAAAAGGCAAAGGAUGAAAGAAUCCCAACUUCAACUAUCAACUGACUUAGAUCCUGUUCCUCAUGGGAAUAUCAAAGAAGUUAAAAUCCAUAUCUGUCAGAAUGUUGCAUGCAGAGCUAAUUUAUCUGCAAAUGAUGCUUUUUGCAAGAGAUGUUCUUGCUGUAUCUGUCACUCUUAUGAUGAUAACAAGGAUCCCAGUUUAUGGUUAACUUGUGGUUCCGAUUCUCUUGAUGAGAAGUCGUGUGGACUUACAUGCCAUUUGAUAUGUGCUUUGAAGGACGAAAGAACUGGAAUUAUGAAGAUUGGUUGUCAUACAAAGUUGGAUGGCAGUUUCUACUGUGUUUCUUGUGGAAAAAUUAAUGGACUAAUGAGAACCUGGCGGAAACAGUUGCUGAUUGCCCAAGAGGCCAGAAGAGUUGAUGUCUUGUGUCUACGAGUCCUUUUGGGUUAUAAGAUUCUCACAGGGACUGAACAAUACAAAGAAAUGCAGAAGAGCCUUGAAACUGCUUUACAACUGCUGAAAAAUGAGUUGGGACCUCUUGACCUUGUUCAUGCAAAGAUGACUCGGGGAAUUGUCAAUAGGCUCUCAUGUGGUGCCGAGGUGCAGAAGCUGUGUGCCUCUACAGUGGAAGCUUUUGACUUGAUGUUUUCUCAUGUGGCAAAGUUAGAACCAGCAUCUUGUAAGAUUCAAUUUGAAGAAUCCUCCUCAACUUCAGUGGUCAUUGUACUGGAAUAUGUAGAUGAUCUGUCUGAUGACUUCCAAGGUUGCAUGCUAUGGCAUCGCGAGUCUAAAGCGAAGGAUUACCCUCCAAAACCCACUUUCAUUAUAUUGAAGCCGGAGAAAAGACACAAGAUAACUAAUUUAACUCCUUCCACCGAGUAUUUCUGCAAGGCGUCUUUCUUUGGCAGCACAGGGAUUCUGAGCAUUCGGGAAGCUAACUGGAUCACUCCGACACCCAAUGAACAUUCUGUUGCAGCUUUAGGUGAAUACAGAGAAGAAGAAAAACUGAUAAUUACUCAAAUUCAGUCUCAGGUGAAAUCAACCAACUCCAGAAACAUUAAACUAAUCGGGGAGGGCUCAACAGGAUCACAAUCAGUAAACUACAUCAAUGGGAACAAGAAGGAAGUAUUAUGCUCACUGCCUCCGUCCUUGGAAGUUGUUUCCUCAAUGAGCCUCGGAUCACUUUCGCCUAAAACACCUUGUAAAUCAAGUGGAAUGCAAGAAGUUUCAGGUAUGGGGUGUAAAAAGCAAAAGGAGAAGAAUGCUUAUGAAUAUUCAGUGAGAGUAGUGAAAUGGUUAGAAAGCGAAGGGCACAUAGAGGAAGAUUUUCGAGUAAAGUUUCUCACAUGGUUCAGUUUGAAAGCAACAGUGCAAGAGAGAAGAGUGGUGAAUGUCUUUGUGGAUGCUUUGAUUGAUGACCCACCUAGCUUGGCUGAGCAGCUCAUCCAUUCUUUCAUGGACAUGAUUUGCUGUGAGAGGAAAAAAGUUUCUCCCCAUGGAUUCUGCACUAUGCUGUGGCAUUGAAUACUGAAAACAAGUUAGUUUUUGUGGAAAAUUUAGGGUAGUUGUUAAUUGUCUAGGACUUUUGUGUGGGUAGAAAGAACAUAACUAAUCCUUAAAGCAAGCUAGAUGUGCAGCUCCUUAGUUUUGAGUUCUA